GGACUAUUACGGUUUCGGCUCUCGGUUAAAUACGCAAAUCCUCUAAACGGUCUAUUACGAUUUUGGUUCUAAGUGUCGCGUUGUGUGAGAUAAAUGCAAAAUAUUAAAAGAUCGUACAAAAGACAGAAACAUAAGCCCAAGGAAGUGCACAAGAAAUUCACAUCAUGUCGAAUACUACUGCAGCUGUUACUGAAACCGCGACGGGUUUAACUUUUAAUAUCGUCGACUAUAUUGUUUUCACUCUCCUGUUGCUGUGUUCAGCGGGCAUCGGUGUCUACUUUGGCUUCUUCAGCAAGGCCAAAAAUACCACUGAGGAAUAUCUGAGAGGCGGCAAGAAGAUGAAAACACUCCCCAUUGCAAUAUCAUUGGUUGCGAGCCAGCUAUCCGGCAUAGCAAUAAUGUCCAUUCCCGCUGAAUCUUAUGCGUAUGGAUUUAACAUCAUAUUCAUGGUACUUGCAAUGAUUCCAACUGUGCCCAUCUUGAUAUAUGUAAUCGUUCCGGUCUUCUAUGAGAACAAAGUAUCCAAUUGCUAUGAGUAUCUAGAAUUGCGGUUUAACAAACGCACUCGACAACUAGUUACGGCAACUUUUGUCGGAAGCACAUUUCUCAUGCUUCCGGUAUAUAUGUUCGUCCCCGCGCUGGCAUUCUCGCAAGUGACGGGAAUAAACAUUCAUCUUAUCAACACAAUGGUCUCCUCGAUCUGCGUAUUUUACACCAUGUUGGGUGGAAUAAAGGCCGUUGUGUGGACUGAUGUUGUCCAAGGUGGCAUUAUGUUACUGUCGGUUGUUUUGGUGGGGGUGCUUGGCACUAUACGCACAGGUGGACUUGGUACGGUCAUUGAUUACGCCUCGGAAGGUGGUCGGCUCAAUUUUGACUUUCGGCUCGAUCCUCGUAUUAGAAUGUCAUUUUGGGGUGCCUUUAGCGGUGGUCUCUUCAUGUGGAUGGGCAAGGUGGGCAUGGAUCAGAGCUGUGUGCAGCGUAUCGUAUCUUUGCCGACGUAUUUUCAUGCUAAAAAAUCCCUAAUUAUUGCUGGCAUUGGAUUUGUAACUAUCAUGUCUUUCAACUGUUUUGCUGGCAUCAUCAUGUUUGCGCGCUACCAUGGAUGCGAUCCCAUGCUGGCUGGGCUGGUCAGCAAGCCGGACAAAAUGAUGCCGUUCUUUGUGCAGGAUAUUGUCGGCCACAUUUCAGGAAUGCCCGGCGUUUUCAUAUCCUGCGUCUUCAGCGCUGCACUGAGCACUCUAUCUGCACACCUUAACUCCUUUGCAGGAGUGGUCUACUUCGAUUACAUCAAACCCAACAUCCGGCACACCGAGGCUCGUGCCAAUGCUACCAUGAAACUGGUCGUCAUUGGCAUGGGAAUCUACUGCAUUGUGGGAGGCUAUAUAGUCCAGCAAUUCAACUCCAUCCUGCAGACAAUGGUAACCAUUACUGGCAUAACUACUGGCUCAGUUGUAGGAGUCUUCCUGCUGGGCAUGUGUGUGCCACGUGUGAAUAGCAAGACAGCUAUAACUGCCAUAUUAUUCAGCGUGAUUGUCAUGAUCUGGAUUAUACUCAAGGCCCAAAUGAGCCUCAGGGCGGGACACAUUAAGUACGAACCUUUACCUACCUCAAUAGACCAAUGUGAGGCACGCAAUUUCCAUGCGAUCAUAAGUGCAGUAUCUGCCAGCAACACAACAGCUACAACUCCCGGAACCACAACUGCAACGCCUUUGAUUACCGGUGCCUUCAGCAGCAAUAGGGAGUUCUCAAUCUUCGAGAUAUCAUUCUAUUGGUAUAAAUUUUUGGGCGCAGCACUCGUUUUUGUUUGGGCAAUUCCCAUGAGCUAUGUUUGGCGUGACCAGGGGGAAAAACUAAAUCCCAAGCUGUUCACACCGUUCGUGCGCAGAUUCAUUGCUGUACCCAAUUCCGUACAAGAGUUGGAGGAGUUGCCACUAAAAGGGCCGUUGCCUAAGGACGCUACAGAAUUAGAAAUAGAUGUGGCCGAAAGGAAGGAGGGCGUCUUAAGCCAUCACUGAUUCGUUUUAUGAAUUAUAGUCAAGGCCAGUUUCUUUAUGUUCAGUUAGCUUUAACAGCUUCAUACCCUGAAGGAUUCUCACAUAGUAAUGUCUCUAGAGAAAGUAAUAAUAAUACUGUAAAUAAAAAGGAAACCAAUGAAUAAAAAUGUUUAAGAAUUCUGUUUCAGAGCA
Molecule: messenger RNA, 2186 nt
Organism: Scaptodrosophila lebanonensis
Lineage: Eukaryota; Metazoa; Arthropoda; Insecta; Diptera; Drosophilidae
Product: sodium-coupled monocarboxylate transporter 2-like
Exons: 8
Coding region: 165-2015 (616 amino acids)
Biological process (GO): transmembrane transport; sodium ion transport
Cellular component (GO): membrane
Molecular function (GO): symporter activity
Source: RefSeq, a predicted model, not a curated record